CCAUCCCCUCUCGGCGGCGGCUGCUCGACUUGCCCCAUUCGCCACCUCGAGCGCAGCGGUAGCAGCGCAAAGACGAGAGCGGUAAGAGCAACGCAGCGCCGACUCCGACGCGAGCAUGGCAAGUCGCCGAGCGCCCUGCACUGCUCGUCCGGCGGCCGUGUUGCUCUCGACUCGGGCGCCGGCAGCGCUGCUCGAGGCGAGGAGCUCGCAGCUGUCGCCGCCGCCCUGCCUCGGCCAUGCGCGGAGCGUAUGAGGGUCGCAAGUCACAGCUAAGCUGCCUCGGAGACAGCACAGGGUGCAGCCUCGGCACACCGCCGAGGCACAGGAACAGCGCCGAGCGCCGGUGCUCGGCAACACGGCGCCCGCCUGCUGCGCUUCUCCACAGCUGGUGCUUCCCCGAUGCCGUCCUGGAGCUGCUUCACCGAUGGUCUCGCUCGCUGCAUCGUCUCUCCUCGCCACCACCUCAUCCUCUCUUUCUUCCUCACCUCCUCCUCGCGAGCCGGCUCUCCCGCUCCUCCACUCCCUGCUGCCCGCUGCUCGCUGUUGGUCUUUCGCCCUCCUCUUCGUCCCUCCCACUCCACCACCCUCUCUCUGAAUCGCUUCUCCCCCGUCUUCGCAUCAGCACGUCCCCCCUCUACUCCGUCCAUGCUCACAACUCGCUCCUAUUCGACCAUCAUCCCACGCUCGUCGGACUACGCCAUGGCCACGACGCCGCCGCCGCGCACCUCGUCGCGCAGCGCACCGAGCAGCGACGACGACAUUGCGGGGCGCCUGCUGGCCUCUGCGCUCUGCACGCCGCCCGUGGCCACGGCCAGCAAGCACGCCUCGGGCUCGACGUGGACGCCGCCGUCCUCGAGCCGUCCGGUGCGUGCCGACUCGGCAGCACAGCUGCAGAGCCCUUCGCCUCUCUCGCCAGAGAAGCGUCGCCGCCAGCCGCCGCACCCGCGCCAGCCGGCAGCCACGUACCACACCGCCCCUCUGCUAUCGCGCCGCAGCACGGCACCGGCCUCGCCUCGCCAGGCAGGUGCGCCAAGCACCGCAACUAGCCUGGAGCACGUCGGCGCCACGCCGCCGGCUCGCGGUCCGCCCGAACGACGCGCGCCGUUCGCCCUGCUGGACAACGCCGUGCCUGCAAGCACGGCCGCACAGAGCGGCGCCAAGCGCCUCGACUUCGUCGACGUCGCCGGCGUCAAUCCAUGGACCAUCGUCUCGAACGUGCGUGACUCGCCGCCCAUGCCCGCGUCGGCCACGCAGUCGCCAAAGCGCAAGCCCGAGACGGAGAACUUCUCCGGCUCCGGCCUCGAGCUGCGCACUCGCGACACGAAGGAUGCGCGCCUGAGCGGUGCUACGCUCAAGACGGACGAGGAGCUGGGCCAGACGACGCGCUGGAGCAGCGAGGUGCGGACGAUGCUUGGUCUGGGCCUAGCGCCUGCAUUCGAGACGGAGGAAGCACAGGAAGGCGCGGUCAUUCGCCGUGCACCUGUGCCCAAGGCCACUCGUUCCGCGCCAUCGACACGCCGUCGAGUAGGCGGCACGGUGCUGCGCCAGCCGCCCGCUGCGGGCACGCUGCGCCGCACGGGCAGCCCAAAAACGCCGCCCGCUCCCCUGCCGCUCGCUGCUCAUGCGGCAGGCAUGGCCGGCCUUGGCCUCGGCAUUGCCGGUGUCGAGUCAAUGGGUCAGACUGUCGCAGCUCCGUCGUCGCCCAAGGAGGUCGACUCGCCGAGCAGUGCAAGCUCGGUGCCCAGCAUCAUCAUCACGCCGCCGGCCGUCAUUGCUGCGCAGAGCAUGAUUCGCUCGACUAGCGACCUGCUGGUGCCUCAAGCCCGUCCCUACGCCGGCGCCGUCCUGUCCUUCGCCGAGCCCGCCGCAAGCAUCGCGCUCGCGCCGAUCGACACGCAGCUGGUCUCCGAGCACGGCGGCACUUCGAACCGCUCCGACUCGUCGAUGACGUCCUUCUCGCCGCUGGCCUGGUUCAGCCCGCCCGUCAGCCCCACUGACAUGGGCGAUAAGUCUGCUGCGCUCAUUCAGUUCCCCACGCCGCCGACGUCGCCUUCGCUGCGUGCACAGCGCAUGCGCGAGACGGACGACGCGGCGGCGUUCGACGUGCUGGCGGCACGCCUCGACGACAUGCUGUCCGCGUUCUUUUACUGCUACUCGACGAGCCAGUCGCACCUGCUCUGCCGGCAGUUCGUCGCCGAGAUCCGCGAUGCCCUGACGCCCUCCAUGGACCCCGCUUCGGCGCGCCAGGUGCCGAGCCUCGUCCGCACGCGCUGGGUCGGCGAGGGCGAUGCGCGAGAAUGGAUCGCGCCGGAGUGGUGCAGCAAGUGGCACGCCCAGGCCGUCGAGCAGAUCAUGGAGCACAUUGUCUCGGGCAUCAUGGCGCUGCUCGCCGACGCACGCGCGCCGGACACUACAUCCGAGAGCAUGGCUCGCCUCUGCCUCUACCUGCGCAACGAGCUGCGCAGCAUCGACUCGACGCCCGAAGUCUCGUUCCAUCCCGCUGCGAUGAGCGAGCUCUACACCAACGGUCUUGCAGCAAGCCCGGUGCUCUCCGGCGAGCGUGACGCGCCGCCACACAUGGAUCUCGAAGCGCACGGCGGCUCGGCGCUCGCAUACAUCGACACGCCGAGCUUCUGGGGUCCCGACCUCGCCGAUCAGCCGACGGAUCUCGCACAGCCAGCGACAGUCUUGACGGCGCAGCUCUUCCGUACGCUCGAUGCGCUGCUCGAGCGCGGCGCCGCGGUGCGAGAGCGCGCGAACCACCUCACUGUGCCGUCGCUGCGCCGCGGCAGCAAGAAGCGCUUCUCCGCUGCCACGGCACACGUCGACGCGGCGCGCCGAGCGCGCGACAACAACCUCAAGCUCGCCACCAAGGGCGAGAUCUCCGAGGAUGAGUUCCGCAGCCGUGAGCGCCAGCAGGCGGCCGUCGGCAGCAAGAAGGACAGCUUUGCCGACAUCAAGACUGUGCGCUUCAUCGGCGAUCUGUACCGGCACUCGAUGCUCGACAUUGCCGUCGUGCAGGACUGGCUUGACCGCCUGCUCUUCGAGACCGUCUUCCCUGGCGUGCCUUCGGCGUACGAGCUCGAAGCCGGCUGUGCGCUGCUCCUCACCGUCGGCUCCACGCUCGAGACGGCCAGCUUCAACGAGGCGCGCGGCGCCUCGCCCGCCAGCAGCCGUCGGCGCAGCAGUGCCGAUGGCAGUCUGGAUGGCUCGACGUGCAGCUCUGCCGAGUCCGACUCGCCGCGCACGCCACCGCGCGAGAGCGGCGAGUCGAGGCAGCCGCAGCACAAGCAGCUCGGCGCUGCCUUCUUCGGCGCCACUGGCGUCGUGCUGCUCGCCAACAAGGCGCCCGCCAACCACUGGAUCAAUCACAGUCCCGAGACGACGCUGCGCUACCACCACUCGCGCCGCAACUCGGUCUGGCGCGCCACGGCCUCGCCGUCGGCGAGCGAGAGCGGCAGUGACUCGCCGGGCUCGGUGGGCUCGCCGCCGCCUGCUGCGCCGGAGGGAUCGGCACAGGCGACGCUCGAUGCCACCAUGCUGCGCCUGCGCGAGGUGCUCGACAUUCCCGAGAUCAGCGUGCCGACCAAGGACUGGUGUCGCGAGGUCAUUGCCUACAAGGCGCGCGGCUGGCGCAAGCCCGUGUCCAUCAAGCUCAAGUCUCCUCCACGCAUCGCAGAGACGCGCAGCAUGCCUGGCGUCAGCCUUGCGUGAACGUCUCCGAAGGUUCCGCCUCCUCUCUUGCAACAUCGCAACUGUCUUUCGCCGUCCGCUCACACCACACAACCGCAUCGUCUCGUCGGCGCCGACACCCUUGCGCCCCCGCACAUCACACUGUCGCUUCUCCAUCUGUAGCUGUAUCCUUAGUGCCACCUGUACCGUCUCUCCGGCCUCACGCCUCGCCAUCUCUCUGGCGGGCCAUCACCAUCACCAUCGAGCUCCACACUCAGCAAUGUUUCGCAAGUAAUAGCAAACGACCCGUUCUCCGUG
Tilletiopsis washingtonensis is the source of this 3990-nucleotide messenger RNA. RefSeq lists its product as hypothetical. Bases 400 to 3714 code for a protein of 1104 amino acids. The record is from RefSeq and is a predicted model, not a curated record. The transcript is spliced from 4 exons. Lineage: Eukaryota; Fungi; Basidiomycota; Exobasidiomycetes; Entylomatales.